Bolinopsis microptera is the source of this 2688-nucleotide messenger RNA. RefSeq names its product coiled-coil domain-containing protein 177-like. Lineage: Eukaryota; Metazoa; Ctenophora; Tentaculata; Lobata; Bolinopsidae. The transcript is spliced from 7 exons. Bases 6 to 1517 code for a protein of 503 amino acids. The record is from RefSeq and is a predicted model, not a curated record.
UAGGUAUGGAAGCAGAAGAUGUAACGCAAAAGAUUGGAGUACCCCACCUUACUUUGGAGAACUAUGAGUUAGCAGAUCCAGACACUAGAUAUAUUCUAACUAGCCCUCGAUCAUUGCAGGCGUGUGAUAGGUGUGGCGUCAGGCCCAUUGAGUUGUUGAGAACACCAGUCGAAGAGUUCUAUAACCGUUACAAAGACAGGGAUUACCUCACUCGGAGUGAUAUUCUCGAUGAGUUUCACUUACAGGAGCAAGUAAGACUUGCAAAGUUAUCACAAGCACGUGAAGAAAGACAGCGUAUUAUUUACCUUGAUGUGGAGAGUGAGGCUGCUAAAAUACCACGCUAUCUUCUUGGCAAUGAUGUCGAGAGAAGCCGCUCUGCAAGUCCGACUAAGAGGUCUCCUUCGAAAGUUGCGAAGAAAGUAGCUUGGGAUAGUUCAACUAAAGGAGCUGAGCUAGAACUGAGAACCAGCUUGGAGGUGGCGCCGGAUGCUAUCGUCUCAUCUCCUGUUAAAGCUCAGAAAUCAUGGGCAGAGUCACUCAGAUCACCAGACUUAAUCAGAAGAUCUUCAACUCCAAUACUUGACAGAUCGUGUGAUGAUUUGUCGGUGAUAGGGAGUAGAAAUAGGAUAGCACUCCGGAACAAAUCAGCUAAACGAUCCAAAUCCGUUCCGCGAGGUGGUAGAAAGGCGAGUGGGGAACUGGGCAGACUCACAUCACAAAGUGAGACAAGACUGAGCAGCUCGACAGAGCUUAAUAGAAGUUAUAAUAACUUACAGAAUGCUCACAAACAGCUUACUGCUAAUGUCACUCAACUCGAAGCUGAACUAAAGGCACUAAAGAUUCAACAGCGCCGAGAGGAGGCAUUACAGAAAAAGAAGGCUCACGUUGAGGCUUUGAAAUUACAGAAACAAUCCACCAAUGCUUCUCAUAGAACAAGACAUGCCCGUACUAAACUUAACCAUGCACGACGUAUUGACGAAGGAGCGUCCACGUACGCAUUGCACCAACUCCAUAACAUGGAGUCAUCACACAGAGCCCACUUGUUGAGAGAGACUCAGGCUCACAUAAACGAACUUAAAUCUGAGAUAAAGCAACAUAAAACCAAGCGUUCAGCUAGAAUCAUCAAGGAGAGCAGAGAAAGUUGGGAACAGUUGGUGAACAAGCGACAAUCCCGUGCACUGCAGCGCGCUGAUGUAAAGGUACGGCGCCACGUCAGGGACAAAAGUGCUACAGCUCGGCGCAUGCGCUUGGAGAGACAACAUGCCCACAACAUGAGGAUGGUUAAGGAAAUGGAGGACCUUCAGUUGCUGCGAAACCUUGAUAACAUUAUCAGCAAGGACAAGAAAGCGGAAUAUUUGCAGUCAGAAAAAGAGCGGAUGAUAAAAAAGUGCCGAUCUUCGUCUCAACGAUCACGCAGUACCAAGAUGCGCAACUCCAAAUCGUUUGACGCAAUGAGCCGUGAAGCAGAUCUUAUGGCACAACUGGAGGCGCGCACCACGGCACCACGUUGGAGAUAAGUCAGAAGACGGUACUUAGUCCGGGGAGGCAAUGAUGGCUGGUGUUGGGUUAUCUAGCUACCCUGAAACAAGGCGGAGCAGGGCUCUCUAUUUAAUUAUAACCAACAGAUACCCAGCAUCAUGCAGGCUACUAAACAAACUGAACAAGCUCUAUUCAAAGUACCAGUCUCUGAGACGAACGAAAUAGUAAAUAGUGAUAUAAUCUUACUCUGAUUUGAUUGGCCGGAACAGUUAGUGGUUACUCUUCUUGUUAGUACCGUGCAGGGUUGGUGGAUUACAUUUCACUCCAUCGAAUUGAACGCGUCAUAUUCAGCCACUCUCUGAUCUAACUGAUAGUUUAAUACCAACCCCUCCCUGGUUAUUCUGUCGCACUUUUUCUUUGAUGUGGGUUGAAUUUCGCUUUUAGACUACCUACUUAAUAUUCAAAGUUGAGGUGUGUUUUGGGAUUCAAGUCACAUAUGUGGUUAUUUUAUGCUUGUUAUAAUGUGCUUUUGUUCCGGUUAUUAGUCUUUAACCUUGUAAAUUUCUCUGUAUUAUACAUAUAUAAACUCUAAAGUUAAUCGUAUUACUAAGUGCAUAAUAAAUACGAGGAAUAUAUUCGUUGAAACUUUACCUCCAUAAUACUGGCUAACGUUCUACGUUUGUUCUACACAGUGUACACUGAGAGAUACUUUGUAUCUUUCCUACCCUUUCCUUAAUGUGUGAGCUUACACAAUUAUUUGAACUCAUGUUUUUACAUCUCAUGUACAGCUCAUGUUUUUUUGCAAUCUGCAUUCUGCACGCUUUCGAUAUUGUCGAACUAUAUCAACUAUGUACUAGUUUGCUUUAAGUCAAGAUGGGAAUAUCUCUGAUUUAUAUCAGUUUUGACUUUAUUUUCAGCUUUUCAGAUGAUAGUGCUAUUGUUAAAGUUCCGUUAUGAUAGGUAUGGGAAUUUAAGGUAUGGUAUCCUAGUUAAUGUGAAAAACCUGACGUCAUAGAUUGUUGCUCAGUUGCAUGCUAAAAUUCCCAUACCAUAAGCUUGGCAUACAGAACUGGAUAUCUAAAAUCGAGUAGGCAUGGCAAUAUCUAUUGUUUAUUGUUUAUCAGACAGAUUUAUGGUUGUAUUAUAUCAUGAUUAUUUAUGGCGUUACAUGUAUCUAAUUGUAAAUCUAUUUAUUUUGUAACGUUGCGA